Molecule: messenger RNA, 1870 nt
Organism: Passer montanus (Eurasian tree sparrow)
Lineage: Eukaryota; Metazoa; Chordata; Aves; Passeriformes; Passeridae
Gene: CDC20
Product: cell division cycle 20
Exons: 11
Coding region: 216-1778 (520 amino acids)
Biological process (GO): anaphase-promoting complex-dependent catabolic process; positive regulation of ubiquitin protein ligase activity; positive regulation of anaphase-promoting complex-dependent catabolic process
Cellular component (GO): anaphase-promoting complex
Molecular function (GO): ubiquitin ligase activator activity; anaphase-promoting complex binding; protein binding
Source: RefSeq, a predicted model, not a curated record
CUGCUCCCUGCCCAGCACCGCCUGCUCCCUCCUUCGCCGCCCCGCCCCGGGGGAACGCCCCGCCCCCGGGCCCGCCCCUUACCCUGCACGCGCGGAGCGCCCCGCCCCUCCCCGCGGCUCAGCCAAUCGCGUUGCGUCGCGCGGCCGUCGCCUGGCAGCGCGCGGCCGUUGGGUUUGAAGCGGCCAACCGGAGCCCCGUCCGCGCGCCGUUUAAAAUGCUGCGGCGCAGGCGGGGCGGGCGAGCGGCGGCGGCGCGGCGGAGGACCAUGGCGCAGUUCCUGUUCGAGGCGGACCUGCACGGGCUGCUGAAGCUGGACACGCCGAUCCCGAACGCGCCGCCUGCGCGAUGGCAGCGCAAGGCCAAGGAGAGCGGCCCCGGGCCCAGCCCCGUCGGCGUGUCGCCCAUGAAGCCGGCCAAUCGCUCCCACAGCUCCAGCAAGACGCCGUCCAAGACACCCGGAAAAUCUGGAUCCAAAAUUCAAAGCACCCCCACAAAGGCUGGGGGGGAUCGCUAUAUUCCCAACCGCAGUACUAUGCAGAUGGAGAUGGCAAAUUUCCUCCUAACCAAAGAGAAUGACCCUGCUGAGGAAUCGCCUACCAAGAAGGAGCAACAGAAAGCCUGGGCAGUGAAUCUGAAUGGUUUUGAUGUAGAAGAGGCAAAGAUCCUCCGCCUCAGUGGAAAACCACAGAAUGCUCCAGAAGGCUAUCAGAACAACCUGAAAGUGCUCUACAGUCAGAAAAUGACGCCUGGAUCCAGCAGGAAGAAUAGCAGAUACAUUCCCUCAAUGCCAGACCGGAUCUUGGAUGCACCAGAGAUCCGCAAUGACUACUAUCUGAAUCUCAUAGACUGGAGCUCCCAGAACUUCCUGGCAGUGGCUCUGGACAACUCUGUUUAUCUGUGGAAUCACGCUUCUGGGGAGAUUAUCCAGCUGCUGCAGAUGGAGCAACCAGAUGUUUACAUUUCCUCUGUGUCAUGGAUUAAAGAAGGAAACUACCUUGCUGUUGGCACAAGUAGUGCAGAGGUCCAGCUAUGGGACAUUCAGCAACAGAAACGUCUCCGAAACAUGACCAGCCAUUGUGCCCGUGUGGGAACCCUCAGCUGGAACAGCUACAUCCUCUCCAGUGGCGCACGGACCGGGCACAUCCAUCACCACGAUGUCAGAGUGGCUGAGCAUCAUGUGGCCACCCUUGCUGGCCACACACAGGAGGUGUGCGGACUCAAAUGGUCUCUAGAUGGCCGCUACCUGGCCAGCGGUGGCAAUGACAAUCUGGUGAAUGUCUGGCCAUGCACCCAAGGAGGGGGUGGAGACUUUGCUCCUGUACAGACCUUCACUCAGCACCAGGGUGCUGUCAAGGCUGUGGCGUGGUGCCCAUGGCAGAUGAACGUUCUAGCCACUGGAGGUGGCACUAGUGACAGACACAUCCGCAUCUGGAACGUGUGUUCUGGUGCCUGCCUCAGUGCUGUUGAUGCCCAUUCCCAGGUCUGUUCUAUCCUGUGGUCAACAAACUACAAGGAGUUCAUUUCAGGCCAUGGCUUUGCACAGAAUCAGCUGGUUCUAUGGAAGUAUCCAACAAUGACCAAGGUUGCAGAGCUGCAAGGUCAUACUGCCAGAAUCUUGAACCUGACCAUGAGCCCUGAUGGUACAACAGUGGCCUCAGCAGCUGCUGAUGAAACACUGCGGCUCUGGCGCUGUUUUGAGAUGGACCCAAUAAAGAAGAAGGAGAAAGAGAAGGCAAACAGUGCCAAAAGCAGUAUUAUUCACCAGAGCAUCCGCUGAGAGCACUGGGUUUUUGUGGGGAGGGGGAUAUUUGGUUUACACACUGUACAGUAUUUUAAAUGUUAAUAAACUGCUUAACUUGACUUUUUCUU